AUGAUUAAUUCUUCUUCAGAUAAAUAAUGCAAAAGAUAUUAACCAAUAUAGUCUCGCUACAUAGAAUAGCCGUAACCUGAUGAAAUUGUCUCUUCUAAUACUGAUCUAGAUUAAAAUGAUUAGUAGAUUAGACUGAGACAUCAAAGGACUUCUCGAAAGAAAGGGUCUAUUAAAAUUCGUAACUUGGAUAUUGAUAGUGAUAUAAUAAAAGAAGACAUUAGUUAAGAAAAUAAGAGUGAUUAAGAAUCAGAUGGAGGCUACAUAUAAAAUCGCAAUAUUCAACUUGCAUUCACUCCAAAUAAUGAGGAGGAAGUUGAAAGUCCUUUCAAAGGAAGAGGUCAUCAAAAUUCUGAUAGAUUAUAUAGAAUUAACGAUAUUAGAACUUAAAAUUUCAAUCCUCAAUAAUAUAGUACCUCUAAAUUGCCUAAAGAUCAUGAUUCUUCAAAAGCUGAAAUUACUAUAAAGUCUUAUAAAAAUCUGAAUAGUGCUAAUAGUUUAUAUUCCCCCACAAAAGGUUCACAGAAUCUUAUUUAAUCAGAAAAUAAUAUAUAUGAGAAUUAUAAUGUAUUUUAGAGACUAAUCCUUUAUCAUGUGUUCAGCUUUAUGAGAGAGAUGAAAACUUUACUGAAAACUUCUGUCUAAAAAAUUAAUAUCAACCAUCUUCCAAAAUAAGCAGUAAGUGACUCUAUUUAAUUCAAUUUAAAAAUCCUAUAUCAGCAAAUCAAAAAUAAUGUAUAUUUUCAGAAUUUAAUUAAAAAUAGGAAUAUUAAAAUUUUAAUGCAUCAACUCUUUUCAAAAUCUUUUUUUGGAAAAUUAACAAAUUAAUGACACUUCUAAUUGUAUUUCUAGCAAUGCUUGAAACAUACUCUAGAUUUAUAAUGGCCAUUUUAACAGAGACAUUGAUUUCUGCAGUUGAAAAUCAAAAUAUAGGUGAUGCUUAUAUCUAAGCAUUUGCCCUUGCUGUAUUAUCAUUAAUAGCACUUAUGAGUAAACAUUUUUAAUAGUAUUUAUAUUUAAUCAAUUUUAGAUAUAUAAUCAGUAAUGCAGCAACUAAAAUGAGAAUGAUCUUAAUUAAUUUAAUUUAUGAUAGAAUUAUAGAAUUACAUUCAUCAUAAAUUGCUCAUUUAAAUAUAGGCAAAAUUAUGAAUCUUGUCAGUAGUGAUUUGAAUGUAAUCGAAUAUUAACUUGCUUAUAUAUAUUAAGUAACAGUGAUACCAGGUUCAUUGCUUUUAACAUCUAUUAUAUUAUGGGUAAAAUUGCUUUUAAGUUUAGUUAAGAUUUGAUGGUCCUAUUGGAUUAAUUGCGAUUCUUUUUUGUGGCAUCCUUUAUCCUUUAUAAAUUAUUAUUCAAAAAGUAAACAAGACUAUUUUAUUGAAAACAAGAAAAUUGUAAGAUUAAAGAAUUUAGGUAUUUUUAAUUUUCUAUCAAAGCAAACUAAUACAGUUAUUGAAGGGAUCAAAUAUAUCAAAAUGUAUGUUUGGGAAAGUAUUUUUGAAAAAAAGAUUAUGUCUUUAAGAGAAAAAGAAUUUUUAUACUAUUUAAAUAUUCAUGUAUUGAAUUUGAUAGAUAGAUCAUUCAAUUUUAGUGUGCAUAUUUGGGGAUCUUUCUGUUUCAUAUUAUUUUUAUAUUUUAAUAACAUACCUCUAAGCAUUUCAUCAAUAAUGGGAACGAUUUAAUUAAUGUCAAUGAUAAAAUACUAUUGUAUAUUUUAGGUGUCAUAUGCUUUUCAAGCCUUAAUGAAUUUUAGUGUAAUAUUUUAAAGGGUCUCUGAUAUUCUCAAAUAUCAAAGUAAUAACUUAACAACAAUUGAUUGUUAUAAUAAAACAACAUUUACAGGUUAUGAUCUUUAACAUUAGCCUAUAUAGCAAUUAAUAUAAGAGAGAGGAAGAGGUUUAAAUCGAAAAGGAAGUAUUAAUCUGUAAUCUACAACUCUAUUGACAAUAUAUUAAUACUUUGGAAGAUGGUAGAAGGAUGGAAUUCCAGCAAUUAAUGGAAUCAACUUGGAUAUUAAAUCUGGAGAGAUAGUGGCUGUAAUAGGGAAAGUUGGUUCUGGAAAAUCAACUCUACUUUCAGCCAUAUUGUAAGAUGUUCCAUUUUAUGAAGGAAUGAUAAAUCAAUAGAGAAAACUUAAAUUAGCAUAUGUAGAAUAAGACCCGUUUAUUUAUGCAGGAUCUAUACGCGAAAAUAUAUUGUUUGGUAAAGAAUAUGAUUACACUCUUUACUUAAAGGUUUUAGAAGUAAGUUGCUUAGAUUAAGAUAUUCUCUCUUUUAAAUAAGGAGAUAAAACUGAAAUAGGAGAAAAAGGAACUAAUCUAUCUGGUGGUUAAAAAGCUAGAUUAAGUUUGGCUAGAGCUUUAUAUUAAAUGGCAGAUUUAUAUUUAUUUGAUGAUCCUUUAUCUGCAGUGGAUUCUAAAGUGGCUAAUAAAAUAUUUGAUAAUGCAAUUAAAGAUUUCAUUUUUAAAUUUCAGCCUAAUUAUAGACCAUCAUUAAUUCGAUCUCAUUAAGCCUUUCUCUCUUAACUUCCAUCAGUUAUUUUAGUUACUCAUUAGAUUUCAUUUGCAUUAGAAUGUGAUUAUGUAAUCAUUUUAGAUGGAGGUAAAAUCAUACAUUAAGGACCAAAAAAUAAAAUUAAAAAGCAUAUUCUAGAAACAUCUAAUAUUGAAUCCAACAACACAAACAUUGAAAAGCCUAAUUUGAUAAGAUCUCUUAAAAUUAGAAGACCAAGUAAAUUAAUAAGUAGAGUAGUUACUUAGAUAACAAAAAUAAAUAAAGAAGAACAUACUCCUUAACUUUAUGUAGCAGAAGAUCAAAUUUAAUAAGAUGCAUCUUUAUCUACAUAUAAAAGAUAUUUUAGUUAUUGGAAACCAUUUCUUUUAAUUUUUCUUAUUCUAUGCUAAAAUAUAGCAAGUGAAAUUAUUAAUAAUUAUUAUUACAAGGAAAUGGCUUAAUUCAAAUAAGAUGAUACUUAAAAUAAUGAAAUUGUCUUUAAAAAUGCAAGUAUUCUUGUUAUAGGAUCAUAUAUUAAUAAUGUUAUCAAAUAUUUUUUAAAUAUUUUUGGUGUUCUUACUUCCAAUAAUAUAAUUCAUAAUAAAAUGUUAAAAACAUUAAUAAGAUCUCCAAUUGAAUAUUUUGAUACAAACCCUUCUGGUAGAUUAAUUAAUAGAUUUUCAACGGAUUUAUCUUUGGCUGACACUUAAAUUUAAUAAACUAUAACAGACAUUUUUGAACAAGGUUCUUAAUUCAUUGUCUCUUUAGUUACUAUUGCAAUAUUGUAACCUUAUUUUACAUUCCCUGCUCUUUUUACAGUUGCAAGUACCGUAUUCAUAUUUAGAAUCACUAGAAUAGUAAUAUCAUAACUUAAGAUUUGUGAUUUAAUAUCAAGAUCUCCUUUAUUUGAUUAAUUUAAAAUAUCUAUUUAUGGUGUUACACAAAUUAGAAUUAAUGAAAACUAUUCUUGGAUUAAAGACAAAUUUCUCAAAUUGUCAAACUAAUCUAUGUAAGCAAACUUAUUAUUUUUAUAUUCUCAAAAAUGUUUUGGCUUUUAUAUUGACUUAUUUGGUUAAUUUGCUAAUAUAACAGGAAUAUUUUUGAUUAUUUUCAUGAUUGAUGAUCCUAAAAUUUUUUCUCAGGCAUUAUUACUAUUAUCUACUUUCAAUACUUAAGCAGGUACACUUCGAUAAUUCAUGGCUUUUGAUUCUAUGAUGAAUAGUAUAAAUCGAAUGUUUGAAAUUUGUGAUAUCGAAAUAGAAGAUUAAAGUAAGUAAUUAUGCGAUUUGGAAGUCUAAAUUUGGCCCAGAUUAGGAACGAUUCAAUUUUCUAAUGUAGAAAUGCAAUACAGAAAAAAUACUCCUUUUGUCUUAAAAGGAAUGAGUUUUAAUAUUAAAGAUAAAGAGAAAAUAGGUAUAGUUGGGCGAACUGGAUCUGGUAAGUCUUCUAUCAUUUACAGUCUCUUUAGAAUGACAGAAAUUGAAGAAGAAGGGUAUUUUAUUUUAAAUAUUAUAUAGAACAAUCUCUAUUGAUGAUUAAGAUAUCAAAAAGAUAGCCCUUAAUAAAUUAAGACAAGAAAUAAGUAUCAUUCCUUAAGUUCCAUUCCUUUUCAAAGGAACUUUGAGAGAAAACCUAGAUCCUCUUAGAAAAUUUGAUGAUAAUAAAAUUAUAACUGCACUUAUAGAAACAGGAUUAGAUGGCUUUUUAUAAUUAUUGCCUGAAGAAUUGAAUCAUGAAAUUGAUCCAGAUUUAUUUUCAAUUGGAUAAAAAUAAUUAAUUUGCUUGAGUCGAGUUUUACUCAAUAAAAAAAAGAUUCUUGUUUUAGAUGAAGCUACUGCAAAUGUAGACAUGAUUACAGAUUGUUUAAUUUAAUAAAUAAUUAAAGAGAAAUUUAAUGAUUGCACUAUUCUUACGAUUGCUCAUAGAUUAAAUACAAUUGCAGAUUAUGAUCGAAUAUUUGUCUUAGAUGAUGGAAAGGUUUUAGAAUAAGGACAUCCUUAUGAACUCUUAGUAUAAAAUCCAAAGAUUUCAACUUAUAUUAAUAGUGAUUCAGUAUUUGCCAAAAUGGUACUUUAAACUGGAUCGAAGAACAGCAGUUAGAUUUAUGGAAUAGCAAGAAAAUGUUAUCAAAAAUAUCAUGAUAUUGGAAGUCGAAGUAAUUGUAAUAGUAAAAUUUUUGAUGUAUCUCCAAGUAGUAUAAAUGAGUUUAACUUUUGA
Messenger RNA from Paramecium sonneborni, 4704 nucleotides. NCBI's taxonomy places the organism in Eukaryota, Ciliophora, Oligohymenophorea, Peniculida, Parameciidae. The record is from the annotation of a GenBank genome assembly.